AUGUCCAUGUCUCUUUAACAGUUUCUCUCUCUUUAUCUGCAACGACGUCCAAGUCUCUUUAACAGUUUUAAGAACGACGUGGAGAUCCAAUCACCAAAAUAAAUCUCUUACAUCAUCUCCUCCAUUCAUUCAAACCCCACUCUCUCUGUAUAUAUAUAUGUUCACAUCUUCCACACAAAAUUUAAACCAACUUCUUCUUCUUCUUCUUCACAAUGACACAACCACCCUCUUCCUCAACCAUCCUCUCUCUUCUCUUGGUUCUUCUCCUCUGUGUUUCUCCACGCAGAGGAGAUGCACGACCUUCCUUCGCCUGUGAUCCAAGAAAUACAAACACGAGGAACUUACCUUUCUGUACGGCGUCUCUACCGAUACCAAACAGGGUCAGAGACCUCAUCGGACGGUUGACAUUGCAGGAGAAGAUCACUCUCCUCGUUAACAACGCAGCCCCAGUGCCGCGGCUUGGCAUCAGUGGUUACGAGUGGUGGUCGGAAGCGCUUCACGGGGUCUCUAACACAGGUCCCGGUGUUAAAUUUGGUGGCAGAUUCCCUAGGGCCACCAGUUUCCCCCAGGUCAUCACCACCGCUGCUUCCUUCAAUGCUUCCUUAUGGGAACUAAUCGGACGGGUGGUGUCUGAUGAAGCAAGGGCCAUGUACAAUGGAGGAGUAGCGGGUCUCACAUACUGGAGCCCAAAUGUGAACAUAUUCAGGGACCCUAGGUGGGGUCGGGGCCAGGAGACUCCCGGUGAAGAUCCAGUUUUAGCCGCCAAUUAUGCGGCCAACUAUGUUAGAGGACUCCAACAGCCCCACGGUAGAGACGGUAACAGGUUAAAGGUCGCAGCUUGCUGCAAGCACUACACAGCCUAUGACAUGGAUAACUGGAAUGGCGUUGAUCGCUACCACUUCAAUGCCAAGGUUAGCAAGCAAGAUUUGGUGGAUACGUUCGAUGUGCCCUUCAGAGCAUGUGUGGUGGAAGGGAAGGUGGCAAGUGUGAUGUGCUCUUACAAUCAGGUUAACGGAAAACCUACCUGCGCCGAUCCCCACCUCCUCCGCAACACCAUCCGUGGUGAAUGGCGCCUUAACGGGUACAUCGUUUCGGACUGUGACUCUGUUGGGGUUUUCUAUGAUACCCAACACUACACUGCAACACCUGAAGAUGCAGCAGCGGUUGCCAUUAAAGCAGGUCUAGAUUUGGACUGUGGACCUUUCCUCGCAGUCCACACAGAGCAAGCCGUGAAGACAGGGAAGCUACGCGAGUUAGAUGUGAACAAUGCCUUGGCUAACACCCUAACCGUGCAGAUGAGGUUAGGCAUGUAUGAUGGAGAGCCAUCGAACCAACCAUUCGGGCACCUGGGCCCACGGGCCGUGUGCACACCGGCCCAUCAACAGCUUGCCCUCGAGGCAGCCCGACAAGGCAUUGUCCUCUUGAAGAACCGUGGGCCAUCAUUGCCUCUCUCACCCCUCCGCCACCGUACGAUCGCCGUGAUCGGACCUAACUCCGAUGUCACCGUCACCAUGAUAGGUAACUACGCCGGUGUACCAUGUGGUUACACUUCUCCGCUACAGGGGAUCGGGAGAUACGCUAAGACAAUCCAUCAAACGGGAUGUAGCGACGUGGCAUGCGGCAGCGACCAGCUAUUCGGUGCGGCCGUGAAUGCUGCCCGUCAAGCGGAUGCUACGGUGCUGGUAAUGGGUCUGGAUCAGUCGAUUGAGGCUGAGUAUAGGGAUAGGGUUGGGCUACUCUUACCGGGACGCCAGCAGGAGCUUGUUUCCAGGGUAGCUAUGGCCUCCAAGGGUCCCACCGUACUAGUCUUGAUGAGUGGUGGGCCCCUCGAUGUUUCAUUUGCUCAGAAUGAUCCGCGUGUCUCUGCUAUUCUAUGGGUGGGGUACCCGGGCCAGGCCGGAGGGACAGCCAUUGCCGAUGUGGUGUUCGGAACAACUAACCCAGGAGGAAAGCUGCCCAUGACGUGGUAUCCACAAGACUACGUGACUAAGCUGCCCAUGACAAACAUGGCCAUGAGGGCGGACCCAGCCAGAGGUUACCCAGGGAGGACCUACAGGUUCUACAAAGGCCCCGUCGUAUACCCUUUUGGGCAUGGACUGAGUUACACCAAUUUUGUGCACACCAUCGCCGCUGCCCCAACGCUAGUCUCAGUUCCCCUCGGCGGUGGACAUUCUCAUCCCAACACUUCUGCCUUAUGGAAAUCAUCAUCAGUAAGGAUCACACACGCCAAAUGCAAUAGGCUCUCAGUUGGGUUACAAGUAGAUGUAAAGAACACUGGCAUCAUGGAUGGAACUCACACUCUACUUGUUUACUCGGCUUCGCCGGCCGGAAAAGAUUGGGCACCACACAAACAGUUGGUGGCAUUCGAGAAAGUGCAAGUUCCGGCGGGUUCACAACGGCGAGUUGGGAUCAACAUACAUGUCUGCAAGUUUCUAAGUGUUGUGGACAAGAAUGGAAUUAGGAGAAUUCCUAUGGGUGAACAUAACCUUCACAUUGGUGAUGUUAGGCAUCCCUUCACUCUCCAAGCUUUGCCUCUUGAGGAGAUCAAAUCAUAGUAAACAUAAAAAUGGAAGAAAAGGGAGCAUGUCCAUCUUCCUUCUAGUACACCCUCUGCUCUCCUUGGUGGGGACAUUGCUUUAACCCCAAUUAGAGAGAGAUAAAGAGAGAGUAUUCAGUCACAUUUAAGAAGAAAAUGAAAGAAUAAUUUGGUAUUUGGAAGAAAAAGAAUAAGUCAAAGGAUAUGAAUUAGGGGACAGAUUAGGUUUAAAAGAGAUUAGGUAAACAAUUAAAUUGGGUGUUGGGAUUAGGUGUUUUUUUUUUUUUUUUUGGGGGGGGGGGGGUGGUUAGUUCAUAGAAGUGGAUGUACUUUAAUUGUUAAAUUAGUUGUUGGGAUUGGUAAUGUAUUGUGCUCUUAGGUGUUUGAUUCUUCAAGAAAUCAAAAUGUGUUAAUGGAUUUUAGAAAAGAAAAGUACAAAGGCUGAUGAGUAGUUGUUUGUGUGAUUAA
Molecule: messenger RNA, 3004 nt
Organism: Macadamia integrifolia
Lineage: Eukaryota; Viridiplantae; Streptophyta; Magnoliopsida; Proteales; Proteaceae
Product: probable beta-D-xylosidase 2
Exons: 6
Coding region: 213-2555 (780 amino acids)
Biological process (GO): xylan catabolic process; arabinan catabolic process
Cellular component (GO): plant-type cell wall
Molecular function (GO): alpha-L-arabinofuranosidase activity; xylan 1,4-beta-xylosidase activity
Source: RefSeq, a predicted model, not a curated record